AACGCAAGGGGAUCAUAUCAGGAAAGCGCACGGGCAUCUCCUCAGAAACGCUGAAGCUGCUCCUCACAGAGGGCGUUGAAAACCAGGGUAAAGAAUCACAGAGAGCGAGGGAAUCGAAGAUCUGGGCACUCUGCUCGACACUCUCGCCGGAGAGAUUUCUAGUUCGAUGGUGGCAGAAUUUGCACUCCGGGGAAAAGAAAAGAUGGCGGAACAGGAAGAGAAGCCCGUUUGCCCAUUAGAUUCGUGCUGCGAGGUGAUCCGUGAUCUGUGGGAACACUUCCCAAGAUACGAGCAUGAUCUCGCCCUUCUCUCCAAAAUGCAAUCAAUCUCUGCAAGUAUCGAUAUGCUUCGGAGGCUGGAACCGGAGCUUGACAGAAAACUGAGAUCGAUGGAGGUGAAGGCUGAGGAGGAGGAGAUCAGCAGGGAUGAUCUUGGUUGCAAACUGAGAUCGAUGGAGCUGAAGGUUGAUGAGGAGGAGGUGAGCAAGGAUGAAGAAACAAAAUCUGAAUCAAUAGCAGUCGGGAUGGUGGUCGAGGGAUUGGAUGCCUACCGUAGCUGCUGGGAGUCGUUAUGGCGCCCUGCGAGGAGUUUUGAGGACAUGACGUUAGCGAGUUCCAUGCUCUUUACACACUGCACACCAGGCCGUAUGCCAAGAAAUGCCAUCAUUGGGAGCACCUUGCAGAUCUACUCUGUUAAGGUUGCAGAAAUACACGACAUUGAGAGCCCCCUGAAGGUGUAUGGUGUGGUUGCUGCCCGAGACACCGUGGACAGCAGUCGUAACCCAAUCUUCCUUCGUCCAAGAAAUGGCUGUCAAAUCCUUAAUCUGCAAGAUCGCUUUCUACACUUAACUGGCCCAUGUCGUGCAAUUGUGUCUAUGAACCCUGUUGACAUUGAGAUAGAGCUGAAACUAAAGGGCGCAGCCAAGUCCGAGGACAGGAUAUUGAUCAGCAAAGUUUACCACCACAAUGGUGAAAGUUUAGGUACCUAUCUCGUCGGCGACAUGCAUUGUGGGAUAGAAUUAUGCUUUCAGCAACUUAAGCAGUCCAUUCAGGCCACAAUCUCGCGUGUUCGGAUUGUUGAAAGGGACUCAUCACCUUUUCCGCAUGGUGGCCGAGUUGCAUGCUUCUCGCUGCCUCACGAGCAACCCGAGGAAAUUGUGAUGCUUGACACAAAAGGUGGAAAAAUGCCGAUGGGGAAACACCGUUGUCUUGAGCUGUCCAGAAAGGUUGUCUCUGUAGAAUUAGAAGGGAAGCUCAAAGUUAUGAUUCAAGCAUAUGCACCAUCUGGUGAAAUUACUGGCGGUCAUGUCCUCUUCACACCACAAAAGUGCGGCGCAACUAAAGGUAUCUGUCAUCUUGGUGAAACUGCGGUGGAGGUUACCGUUGCUUGGUCGCUCCUCCCCUCGCCGAAAGAGACCUUACCUUGUCCAUUGCCUGUAGACAAGAUUUGCUAG
This is a messenger RNA of Triticum dicoccoides, 1453 nucleotides long. RefSeq lists its product as uncharacterized. Bases 167 to 1453 code for a protein of 428 amino acids. NCBI's taxonomy places the organism in Eukaryota, Viridiplantae, Streptophyta, Magnoliopsida, Poales, Poaceae. The transcript is spliced from 3 exons. The record is from RefSeq and is a predicted model, not a curated record.